UUUAUUUAGAUUAUCUCCACCGCCCACCCCCUCCUCUCCGUCUCCUUCUUACUACUUGCAAAAAACCUCUCUAAUGAGAUAAUGUAAUUGGCUUUUGUUGUAGAAAUCUGCAAGUGUGCAACUUUUAACGGCCUUUUCGCUUGGGAACUACCAGUACUAUGGCAACUCUCCAAUCAUCGGGUACGUUUGGGCCGAGGCGAUAUACUUUUGAAGAGUUAGCAGAGGCAGCUCAUAAUUUCUCCAACAGGUAUCUCCUUGGCGAGGGUGGCUUUGGUCAAGUUUAUCAGGGAUUCCUACAUGGUCAAACCUUUGCUAUUAAGAAACUUAGUUAUCUUCCGGAUCAACAGAAGAAAAAAAAAUUGGAGCACGAGAUCAGCGUCAUUAGCAGUAUCAGUCACCGAAAUCUUGUCAAGCUGGUUGGUUACUGCUUUGAAGAACAGAAUGCAUUGCUUGUUUUAGAGUAUUUUCCCAAUAAGUCCUUGAAAGUUAGUUUACAUGAAAGGAAGAUCUUGGAUUGGCCAAAAAGAAUGAAAAUCGCUAUAGGCUCUGCUAAAGGAUUGGAAUAUCUACAUGAAAACUGUAAGCCGAGAAUCAUACACCAAGAUAUCAAAUCAGAUAAUAUUCUUAUUGACGAAGACUUUGAACCAAAGGUUGCAGAUUUUGGACUUGCUGAGUUCUUUCCGGAUGCCGUUUCUCAGCUCUCCACCACAUCGAUCAAGGGAACUAAAGAUUAUAUAGAUCCAGAGCAUCCAGGAAAGUUAUCCGUUAAAUUGGAUGUUUAUUCCUUUGGUGUGGUGCUUUUAGAGCUAAUCACAGGAAGAAAAUCUACACAUGAAGACAUUGAUUGCGUAAAAUCUACACAUGAAGACGUUCACAUCGUUGAGAUUCACAUCGUUGAUUGGGCAAAGUCUCGAAUUAUAAAAGCUUUGAAGGGAGAAUAUAUGAAUUUUGUUGAUUCUAAUUUGCAAAAGUAUAAUAGAAGAGAAAUGCAACGAAUGAUCUUUUGUGCCGCAUCUUGUGUGUAUAAACCUUUAUAUUGUCGACCAACAAUAAAAAAGAUAGUUCGAGCUCUUGAAGAAGAUAAAUGGGACAUUCUUCUUAAAGAUAUAUGGAAUGACAAUGACUACAACUUCCUCAAUAACCCUAACGUCGAACUUCCCCAGACUACGGUGCCGAAGCUUCCUAACAAUGUCGUUGAACCCAGGAGAAAACCAACCAUGGAAACUAGCACCACUGGAGAAACUUCAUCCAGUGGAAGUGUUAAAGUUUAUAAGCCAAGGAGUUUUACUUAUAGAGAACUAGCAAAGGCAACUGCAGGUUUCUCCGAGACCAAUAUACUUGGCGAGGGUGUUUUUGGUGUAGUUUAUAAGGGACUCCUACCUAGAGAAGUCAUUGUUGCCAUUAAAAAACUUAAAGACCUUCCGAAUAAACAGCCGAAAGAAGAAUUUGAGAAGAAGAUUAAGGAUAUUAGCAGUGUGAAUCACUCAAAUAUUGUUAACCCGAUGGGGUACUGCAUUGACAAAAAUCUCAAUAGAUUGCUUGUUUUAGAGUAUGUUCCCAGCAGUAACUCCUUGAAAUAUCAUUUACAUAGAACAGAGACACUGGACUGGCCCAAAAGAAUGAAAAUCGCCAUUGGUUCUGCAAAAGGAUUGAAAUAUCUACAUGAAGGUAAAAUCAUACAUGGAGAUAUGAAGACAAAUAAUAUUAUACUUGAUAACAAUUUUGACCCGAAGGUUACAAAUUUUGGACUUAUCAUGUUUUUCCAGCCUGAGAGAACUGAUGUUUAUGCAGACAUACAGAAUAAUAAGAAAGCGUCUGAAAAAUCAGAUAUCUAUGCCUUUGGUGUGGUACUUUUAGAGCUGAUUACUGGUAGAAAUAUUAAUGAGAAAGGCGGUAAUAUUAUUAAUUGGGCAAGGAUUCGAAUUCGACCAGCUAUGAAUGGGCAACGCACAGAUCUUUUUGAUUUAAAAUUGCAAACUUAUGAUGAAUCACAAAUGAAGCAAAUGAUUUAUUGUGCUGCUGCUUGUGUGUAUAAACCUUUAAACCUUCGCCCACAAAUGAAGAAGAUAGUUGAAGCUCUUGAAGGACAUAUUCCUCCAAAGAAUAUAUGGGAUGAGAAUGACAACAAAUUCCUACACAGUUAGGGUUGAAUUUCAAUUUUUCAAAGUACUUGUUUCCCAAACGAACCUUUUUAUUGGACAUUUGAAUGUAAAAAUGAAUUUUUAUAGUUGUUUUUAAGAUAUUAGAAGAAAUUAUUUAUGUGAUAUGUCACAAUGAAUAAUGUUAUUAGAUUAUAUUUAAUUUGUAUUGUUGCAA
Molecule: messenger RNA, 2316 nt
Organism: Hevea brasiliensis (rubber tree)
Lineage: Eukaryota; Viridiplantae; Streptophyta; Magnoliopsida; Malpighiales; Euphorbiaceae
Product: proline-rich receptor-like protein kinase PERK1
Exons: 14
Coding region: 159-2144 (661 amino acids)
Biological process (GO): protein phosphorylation
Molecular function (GO): protein kinase activity; ATP binding
Source: RefSeq, a predicted model, not a curated record